AUUCUAUCGGCGUGCUCAAUGUCCAGUAUCUGCCAUCCAGACGGCUUAAACAUAAACAUUUGAUAUAACUAAUUCCCAGUACUAUAUCAAGUAGAAAUCUCGAUUAUAAAACUCCUCGUUUCUCCCGAUUAUACCUCCCCAUCUCCCGUACUAGUUAUUGUACAAUACAGUGUUUACAACCUCGAAUUCUCCCACAUCCGCACAGUAUAAUUACUGUGAAUAUCCCCAACAGUGAAUCCUUGCACAGACGUCAUCGCCGGCUUAUUAGGUUCGGGGACGUAGUAACAUCCGUGUUCCGGGUUAUGCAUCCCUAGAUACGUACCAUCGGUCUGGAAUCCCACGACAGCAUUUCCCUAAGAAUUUCGUCAAUCUAUCGACAACCUGCUUGCUUGGGACUCUCAUUUUCCGGACGACUCUCUAUGGCUUCCUCACUACGAUUAAUUAUUGAGGAUGGUCAUUUCCAGGACGCGUAUGGGAGACAUGUCUUGCUAAGGGGCAUCAAUGUUGCAGGUGAUGCUAAACUACCAAGUCAACCCGAUGUGCCUUCGCAUGUCACCCAAGAUUUCUUCGACGGUGAUAAUGUUAAAUUCCACAGCCGACCUUUUCGAAAAGAAGACGCGCACAUACACUUUUCUCGUUUGAAACGCUUUGGAUACAAUACUAUUCGCUAUGUCUUUACGUGGGAAGCCAUCGAGGCUGCCGGGCCCGGGAGGUAUGACGAGGUUUGGAUUCAGCACACGAUUGAUGUUUUGAAGGCGGCUAAAGACUACGGAUUUUACAUAUUCAUGGAUCCUCAUCAGGAUGUUUGGUCGCGAUAUUGUGGCGGAUCUGGGGCCCCUAUGUGGACGAUUUACGCCUGCGGACUGAAUCCCCAGAGCUUCGCCGCCACCGAAGCCGCCAUCGUACACAAUACGUAUCCCGACACCGAGAAUUUUCCAAAAAUGAUAUGGUCGACGAACUAUUACCGACUAGCAGCAGCUACGAUAUUUACGCUCUUCUUCGCCGGUCGAGAUUUCGCCCCGAAAUGUAUAAUAGAUGGCAUCAAUAUCCAGGACUAUCUCCAAGGACAUUUCGUACGUGCUUGUAAGCAUCUAGCGAAGCGUAUACACGAAGCUGGUGGUAUUGAAAAUGAUAUCGUUUUCGGAUGGGAGAGUUUAAAUGAGCCGGGCAGAGGGAUGAUUGGACACGUCGACUUAAGCGUCAUCCCAAGUGAACAGCAGCUCAAAAAGGGGUCAUCUCCAACUCUUUGGCAGGCUAUCCUCACGGGGUCCGGACGAGCAUGCGAGGUUGAUACAUGGGAUAUGGGAGGCUUAGGUCCAUACAAGACCGGGCGUGUUUUGAUCGAUCCUCACGGCGAGCAGGCAUGGUUGCCGGCGGAUUAUGACGAGUCUCGAUAUGGUUGGAAACGAGAUCCCGACUGGAGAUUAGGUGAGUGUCUCUGGGGCCAACAUGGGGUGUGGGAUCCAUCUACGGAUAUGCUUUUACGAAAGGACUACUUCGAGAAACACCCGACUAGUGGCGAUAAACUGGACUUCCACACUUUUACAAACACAUACUUCAUGGCAUUCUAUCGCAAAUAUCGGGAUGCUAUAAGGGAUAUCCACAAAGAUGCGAUUAUGCUUUGUCAGCCACCAACCCUAGAAGUGCCCCCAAGCAUCAAAGGCACCGAAGAUGACGACCCGAGGAUGGUUUACGCGCCCCACUACUAUGAUGGCAUCACGCUCAUGACCAAGAAGUGGAAUCGGACAUGGAACGUAGACGUUUUUGGAGUCCUUCGUGGCCAUUACUGGCACCCGGCUUUCGCUAUUAAGAUUGGCGAGACGGCUAUCCGAAACAGCUUCAAGGAACAGUUGGCGGCUAUGAGAAAGGAAGGUCAGGACUAUAUGGGAAAUCACCCAUGUAUUCUCACCGAAUUUGGUAUUCCAUAUGACAUGGAUGAUAAAGGCGCCUACAAGACAGGUGACUAUUCAAGUCAGUCCGCGGCUAUGGAUGCGAAUCACUUUGCUGUUGAAGGCGCAUUGAUGGAGGGAUAUACAUUAUGGGUGUAUUGUGCGACGAAUGACCACCAGCGAGGUGACCAGUGGAAUGGCGAGGAUCUAUCCAUCUUUUCCGUUGAUGACCAAACUUUGCCUGUUUCCCCUCUUCCACCAUCGCCUAGUCUCAACCGGUCAACUUCUAGUCUCGCGAAAUCAGUGGCUACCAGGAAAGAAGUCGAGGAUGAAACCUCGGUCACUCCCGGCAAUUUGAAGCGUGUUCUGACCAACCCCUCAAUCGCGUCAACGCCGACAAGUCAAAACCCCGAAUUGACUAACGCUCCUGGAUAUCGUGCCGCGGAAGCUUAUGUUCGUCCUGCACCGAUAAGUACGAAUGGGCCAAUCAUAGAUUAUACCUUCGACCUUAAGAAUUGCGAGUUUGUUAUGGAAAUUGAGGGAACUGCGGCCCAAUCUAACGACUUUCCCACGACUGUGUUCCUACCCGAAUAUCAUUUUCCCAAGGAUCAAUGCACAGUGGCUGUUAGCUCCGGUAAGUGGGAGAUCAGCACGGACGACGAAGAACGCACAUGGAUCCAAAAACUCCGGUGGUGGCAUGGUGAGGGCAAGCAGAGCCUAAGAGUGAAUGGUAUAGUACGGCCACAUAAUGCCCUGGCUGGCACGGCCGAGGAAGCUGGAUACCUGCAGCAAUGUCAGGAAUCCUACAUGUCCAGCUUUAAAGAUUGCAUCGUCAUGUGAUCAGCGUCAUGGUUAUGGAAGUAUACCUACUAUAUGUAUUUAAUUACUUGUGCGAGUUUUGCGGCUAAGAUCUGCGAUGUCGGUUGCUUCGAGUACCUAUACCACCUAGGUAGGUAUUCGUCUAGCUUGGGGAACGAUCAUAAAGGUGUUAGGGGUUUUUGGGUUGCACGACUUCUAAUGUCAGGCAUGUAAGACGAGGGGAUAAUCUCGAUCAAGACAAAUUAAACUGCAUGUCUCUAUGGUCCCGACGCUUUCCUGCAAGGAACAUCAGACACCUAAGUCAUCAAUGUAUUGAAAAUCGGCCCCCAACGGUGAACCCCGAAAUGUCUAAAAUUGUAGAGCU
Annulohypoxylon maeteangense is the source of this 3072-nucleotide messenger RNA. RefSeq names its product glycoside hydrolase family 5 protein. Gene Ontology annotation, molecular function: steryl-beta-glucosidase activity. The coding region runs from base 420 to 2729 and encodes 769 amino acids. The transcript is spliced from 3 exons. The record is from RefSeq and is a predicted model, not a curated record. NCBI's taxonomy places the organism in Eukaryota, Fungi, Ascomycota, Sordariomycetes, Xylariales, Hypoxylaceae. Gene Ontology annotation, biological process: ergosteryl 3-beta-D-glucoside catabolic process.